CUUGACCUGCUGUCCCAGCACCCGGCGCUUUCACUCCGUUCCGCUGCUGACAUGCUGCGGACGCGCGGGCUCAGGCCUGGCGCUCAGCUGUUCCUGGUCGCGCUGGGCCUUGGGUGGCGCGGGCCGGCAGGUCGAACGGCGUGCGCGGGGCGUGGGCGUGACUGGCAGCAGCCGGAGGGCCAGGACACGGGCGUGCGGGUGCACAACAGCCUUACGGGCAGGAAGGACCCGCUGAUCGUGGCCCGCGCGGACGCAGUCUCCUGGUACAGCUGUGGACCAACUGUGUACGACCAUGCACACCUUGGCCAUGCCUGCUCAUACGUUAGAUUUGAUAUCAUCCGAAGGAUUCUGACCAAGGUGUUUGGAUGCAAUGUGGUCAUGGCGAUGAGCAUCACAGAUGUGGAUGAUAAAAUAAUCAAAAGAGCUAAUGAGAUGAAUGUGUCACCUGCUUCUCUCGCCAGUCUUUAUGAGGAAGAUUUUAAGCAGGACAUGGCGGCCCUGAAGGUUCUCCCGCCCACAGUGUACUUGAGAGUCACCGAAAAUAUCCCUCAGAUUAUUUCUUUUAUCAAGGGCAUCAUGGCUCAUGGUCAUGCAUAUUCGACAGCCAAAGGCAGUGUCUACUUCGAUCUGCGCUCAAGAGGGGACAAGUAUGGUAAACUCGUCAAUGUGACGCCCGGUGCGACUGGAGAACCAGCAGUUGACUCUGACAAGCGACAUGCUAACGACUUCGCAUUGUGGAAGGCAGCCAAGCCUCAGGAGGUGUUCUGGGCCUCACCGUGGGGGGACGGAAGACCUGGCUGGCACAUUGAGUGUUCCGCCAUGGCCAGCGAGGUGUUUGGAAGUCAACUGGACAUCCACACAGGUGGCAUAGACUUGGCUUUCCCACAUCAUGAAAAUGAAAUUGCACAGAGUGAGGUCUUCCACCAGUGUCCACAAUGGGGAAACUACUUUCUGCAUUCUGGGCAUUUGCAUGUGAAAGGCAACGAAGAAAAAAUGUCCAAAUCCUUAAAAAAUUACAUCACCAUUAAGGACUUCCUGCAGACCUUCUCCCCUGACGUCUUCCGGCUUUUCUGCAUGCGUACCAACUACAGGUCAGCCAUUGAAUACAGUGACAGUACCUUGCUGGAAGCCAAACACCUUCUGCUGGGGCUGGUCUCUUCUGUGGAGGAUGCACGCGCCUAUGUGAAAGGGCAGCUGGUCUGUGGCUCUGUCAGGGAAGAUGUGCUGUGGGAGAGGCUCACCAGCACCAAGGAGACUGUGAAGACUGCACUGGCUGAUGACUUUGACACAUCCAAGGCAAUGAAUGCCAUCCUGGACCUUGUGCACCAUGCUAACAGACAGCUCAAGGCAGUCACUAAGGGGGCUGGUGGCCCAAGAAGCCCCACUGUGUUUGGCGCCAUCAUCUCCUACGUGGAGCAAUUUUUUGAGACUGUUGGGAUUUCUCUGGCAAAUCAACAGUGUGUUUCAGGAGACAGCAGUGCAGCAACUCUGCACAGUGUGGUGGAUGAGCUGGUGCACUUCCGGCAGAAGGUCCGCCAGUAUGCACUGACCACACCUGAGGCCACUGGGGAGGCCCGAAGACAGCAGCUCCAGGAGAGGCAGCCGUUGCUGGAGGCCUGUGAUACCUUGCGCCAGGACCUUGCUGCCCACGGCAUCAACAUUAAGGACAGAAGCAGCACAACUUCCACAUGGGAACUGCUGGAUCCAAGAACAAAUCGCCGGGAAACCAGGAGCUGAGGAGGGCAGCCUCAGGCUCUUCCUGUCCUGCCAUGGUACCUGCUCUUUUGUGAUGAAAACUUUAUAUUAAAGUUUCUGACUGUGGCUGUUCAGCCAACAUUAAAGUGAGCCAGUGCUGUCCACUGGUGUCUGUCUUGAA
Messenger RNA from Nannospalax galili (Upper Galilee mountains blind mole rat), 1876 nucleotides. It is a transcript of the gene Cars2, whose product is annotated as cysteinyl-tRNA synthetase 2, mitochondrial. The coding region runs from base 52 to 1737 and encodes 561 amino acids. Gene Ontology annotation, molecular function: ATP binding; cysteine-tRNA ligase activity. The record is from RefSeq and is a predicted model, not a curated record. NCBI's taxonomy places the organism in Eukaryota, Metazoa, Chordata, Mammalia, Rodentia, Spalacidae. Gene Ontology annotation, biological process: cysteinyl-tRNA aminoacylation. Gene Ontology annotation, cellular component: cytoplasm. The transcript has 15 exons.